Molecule: messenger RNA, 4689 nt
Organism: Jaculus jaculus (lesser Egyptian jerboa)
Lineage: Eukaryota; Metazoa; Chordata; Mammalia; Rodentia; Dipodidae
Gene: Pde4a
Product: phosphodiesterase 4A
Exons: 17
Coding region: 223-2763 (846 amino acids)
Biological process (GO): signal transduction
Cellular component (GO): nucleus; cytosol; perinuclear region of cytoplasm
Molecular function (GO): 3',5'-cyclic-AMP phosphodiesterase activity
Source: RefSeq, a predicted model, not a curated record
CGGAUUUACACCCGGCGGGUCUCACAAUCGCGCACACUCAUUCGCACAUUCUCACACACACAUCAACAAAGAAAGGGUCAGGAUACCCCUAUCCCAUCCCUCUCCAAUCCCCAGGCCGAAGAGGGCGGAGCUCCUGUCCUCAGCCCCCUUUCCCCUGCAAGGUGACCCUGGCCUGGACCGACAUGGUCCCUGCAGACCCUAGGAUGCGCUAAGGUUGGCGAGAUGAAGAAGACUCGCAGUGUUCUAUCGGUGGCUGGGACCGGGGAAGAGAGGCCCUGGGACAUCACGGAGACCUGCCGUGCCAACAUGCUUGGGGCUGACCUGCGGCGCCCUCACCGUCGCCUCUCCUCCGGUCCUGGCCUAUGCUGGACCCAGCCCGAGUCCUCUGAUCCUGAGGUCCCUCUGCUGCCAAGACCUACUACUCUACAGCUGCUGAUCCCACCGCGUAUUUCCAUCACCAAAGCAGGAGCCAACAGCUUGGAGGCAGAAAAUGGACCGACACCAUCUCCUGGGCGCAGCCCCCUGGACUCGCAGGCGAGCCCAGGGCUGGUGCUGCAUGCCGGCACAGCCACCAGCCAGCGUCGAGAGUCCUUCCUCUAUCGCUCAGACAGUGACUAUGACAUGUCACCCAAGACCAUGUCCAGGAACUCAUCAGUUACCAGCGAGGCGCACGCUGAAGACCUCAUUGUCACACCGUUUGCCCAGGUGCUGGCCAGCCUCCGCAGUGUUCGAAGCAACUUCUCACUCCUAACCAAUGUGCCCAUUCCAAGCAACAAGCGGUCCCCGCUGGGCGGCCCAACCCCAGUCUGCAAAGCUACGCUGUCAGAGGAGACCUGCCAGCAGUUGGCCAAGGAGACCUUGGAGGAGCUGGACUGGUGCCUGGAGCAAAUAGAGACCAUGCAGACCUACCGAUCUGUCAGUGAAAUGGCCUCGCACAAGUUCAAAAGAAUGCUGAACCGUGAACUCACACACCUGUCCGAAAUGAGCAGAUCUGGAAACCAGGUCUCAGAGUACAUUUCCACAACGUUCCUGGACAAGCAGAAUGAAGUAGAGAUCCCCUCACCCACGACCAAGGAGCGAGAGUCGCAGGAAGCCCCGCGGAAGAGGCCGCCCCAGCAGCCCCCGGCCCGCGGGCGGCAGUGCCAGCCCAUGUCCCAGAUCUCGGGGCUGAAGAAGCUCGAGCACGGCAGCGGCCUGAGCCCCGCCAGCAUCCCGCGCUUUGGGGUGAAGACGGAGCACGAGGAGCUUCUGGCCCAAGAACUGGAGAACUUGAACAAGUGGGGCCUGAACAUCUUUUGCGUGUCUGACUACGCCGGAGGCCGCUCACUGAGCUGUAUCAUGUACUCGAUAUUUCAGGAGCGGGACCUGCUGAAGAAAUUCCACAUCCCUGCGGACACCAUGGUGACCUACAUGCUGACGCUGGAGGACCACUACCACGCAGAUGUGGCCUACCACAACAGCCUGCACGCAGCCGAUGUGCUGCAGUCUACCCACGUGCUGCUGGCCACGCCUGCGCUGGACGCGGUUUUCACGGACCUGGAGAUUCUGGCGGCCCUCUUUGCAGCCGCCAUCCACGAUGUAGACCACCCUGGGGUCUCCAACCAGUUCCUCAUCAACACCAAUUCGGAACUGGCCCUCAUGUACAAUGACGAGUCGGUGCUGGAGAAUCACCACCUGGCUGUAGGCUUCAAGCUGCUGCAGGAGGAGAACUGUGACAUCUUCCAGAACCUCAGCAAGCGCCAGCGGCAGAGCCUGCGCAAGAUGGUCAUCGACAUGGUGUUGGCCACAGACAUGUCCAAGCACAUGACCCUCCUGGCUGACUUAAAGACCAUGGUGGAGACUAAGAAAGUGACCAGCUCGGGUGUUCUAUUGCUGGACAACUACACGGACCGCAUCCAGGUCCUCCGCAAUAUGGUGCACUGUGCAGAUCUCAGCAACCCCACCAAGCCACUGGAGCUGUACCGCCAGUGGACCGACCGCAUAAUGGCUGAGUUCUUCCAACAAGGUGACCGCGAACGGGAGCGAGGCAUGGAGAUCAGCCCCAUGUGUGACAAGCACACGGCCUCCGUGGAGAAGUCUCAGGUGGGUUUCAUUGACUAUAUCGUGCAUCCAUUGUGGGAGACUUGGGCAGACCUUGUCCACCCAGAUGCCCAGGAGAUCCUGGAUACUUUGGAAGAUAACCGGGACUGGUACUAUAGUGCCAUUCGGCAGAGCCCAUCUCCACCACCUGAAGAUGAGCCAGGGAGACCAGGCCACACUGGCCCACCUGAUAAAUUCCAGUUUGAGCUGACAUUGGAAGAGGAGGAGGAGGAGGAGGAUGCAUUGGAUGUGCAGCAGUUUCCCACAGCGGAAGAACAGUCUCUAGCUACAGUUGAGCUCCUGGCCUCUGCUGAGGAGACAGCCAGGAUGGAGGCUCAGGACUCCACAGUCUCAUCAGUGGAGGAGGAAGCCAAGCCGUGGCAGGGUGUGGACUCAGCAUGCAGAGUGCCAGAACCUGUGGGCCUGGAGGAGUGCAUUGAGAUUGCAGGCUGUGGCAGCCCCUCUGGCUUUGCAAGCCCGCUUCUGCCUGUUUUGAGGACCCCCUCCACUGAAGAGGAGACCCCGGGCCACCCGGGCCUCCCCUCCACGGCGGCCGAGGUGGGGGCCCUAAGAGAUCAUCUGGUCGCCAAGAGAGCUUGCUGUGCCUGCUCGGGGACACCAGGGGAAGACAAGGCCACCCUCCCAGUUCCAAGUGGGUGGGGAUCAGGUGGAGACCCUACCUGAUUGCUACCCACCUUACCCUGAGUUCCUCUUUGCUCCCCACUCUCCCCGUCUGCCACCGCCUCAGACAACCUCCUCCGCUGCCUCAGAGACUCUUGGCCCUCCUGACAAAUAACAAAACAGAAAAGUGGGGGGUUUUCUCUUUUCUUUUUUUCCCCUCCUCCCCUGUCCCCUCCAUCCAUGAGGCCUUUUUAUGGAGGUGGGGGCUGGGAAGGCAGGGACUAAGGUCCCAGAAAAAGGGAUUUUAUUUUUUGAAUUUUAACUGUAAUAUUUUUAGAAAAAGAACAAAAAGAAAAAAAAAAAAAAGAGGAUGAAACACGACAACUGUAGAUGCCCUGCUUCCCCUCUGUCUUGAUUAACCCCCUUUCCACCUCUGACCCCUGUAUCCUGCCCCUCACCCCCACAACACUACCUUAAAGUCCAAGGCUCCAUCUUCCCGCCCUUGGGACUUUCUCACUGAGACCCAAGCACAGGUGAGAAGUGGCCUUCUGAGCUGCUCUGAAUUUUGGAGGGGCUUCUGGAACCCAGCCAGUAAUAGCCAUGGGGGGAGUUGGUGGGAGGGGGCUGGUCAUUGCAGGGGUCUCCCCCUCUCUCUGGCUCACUGUCCCCCUUCCACAGAUGUCUUCCUUAUCAUUUUGCACAAUCCUAGCCAUAGGGAUGGAGGGAGGUUCAGCCAACUAUUGCUUUAAGAUCUAGGGGGUCACCACUCCACCAGCCAGACUCAAUUCCUGGGUCUACUGAAAGCCUGAGCCCCCUCCUUCCACUUGCCAUCCCUUUGCCAAUCCACUUUGGGUUCAUUUGAGUUCUUUUCAUCAGAGGAAGGGGUUUUGACCUGCACACACGUACAUACCUUUUGUUUCUGCCUUAAUGAUUCCCAUGGCCAUAGGAGUUGACGAAAUGACCCUCACUUCUGCCUACCCCUUGCAUGGGGCCAGGGCCAGGACCAGCACCCCCACCGCCAGGCACACAACACUCUGAACCUAGCCUACCCAGUUCCCUCCCAGAUUUCCACCCAGCACCCGUCCCCAUCUUUCCUUCUUUCAUUGCCCUAGGAAGAAGCAAUAAUGGUGUGUGCCCCAUACCCCCCAUCCUAGGCAGCGCUCCCCACACCACUGCAGUUUGCCCCAUCUGUCCCCACCUUGCUGAACCUGGCCCUCCCCUCUUUCCUUGGCCAGUCCCUGAGCAAUACCACAGACAGAUAAGAGGCCAUUCUCUCCAACCAUGGGGGGCUAUUGGAAAGACCUCAUUUCCCCUCCCACCAAAUCUGUGACAGGGCAGAGACAUCUCAUUAUUGGCCCCUAAUUCUGCAUACAUGGUACUAUUGCUCCCACCUCUCCUUCCUGCCAGCCUUCCAUCUGUCUGUCCAUCCAUUCACCUGACCCGAUAAUGCUCACAGGGUUUUAUUUAUUUAUUUUUUUAACAGAACUAGUUUCUGUCCCAGCUGGUGAACAGAAGGGGCCUUCCCCCACCCUUUCUUUUCUCUCUCUCUCUCUCUCUCUCUCUCUCUCUCUCUCUCUUUUGUACAUACUGUAAGGUUGGUAUGUAAAUUAUUUGAGAGAGUCAAAAAGGGAAAAUGAACUCGCCUUUCCAUGGCAACCCCAAUGGGACGGUGAGGAGGGGGCUCACCAGAGAGAAGCCCCCGUUCCUGCUGUAUUAUACAAACAUAAACUGUACCAUAGUCCCCAGGGAAGGGUGGGCACUCUGUGGUUUCAUGGGACAUCGUGUCAUCAUAGGGGCUGAGGGCUGGGCAGAACCUGUGCCCUGCCCCUGCCCCUGCCCUAGGAGCCUGAGUUGAGGUGGCAGGGACUGGCUAGACAGACUCCUGGGUUCAGUCAGGCUCCUUUCCCCAUGUGUUGUCCACUGUGAUGAUCAAUAAAUUGAUCAAUAAUCCUUGGAUCUUGUCACCAAUUAAAGCAAGACUUUCACUGA